UUAAUUUGUUCACACUUGGUUUACACUCAGAUUUUAGUCGAGUUAGUAUUACAGAGAUCGAAUAAAAUCCCAUCGAUACCUACUUACUAAAAACAUUGACAUUGUGAUGUCUUGUCAACGGUAAAAAAAUGCUUAUUGUGACAUUUAUGUCACGCCAAUUUGAUACAUCGCAAAUACACGUAAACACAACAAUAUUUUAAAUUAUCAUACUUAAUUUAUAAGGCACAACGUGUUUGAACAAUGUUCAAAUCGUCUAGGAAUUUAUUGAAACGUCACAUAAUAACUCUACAAAAGAGAAAGCAGCAAACAGGAACAACACCCAUAUUUAUAAAUGGGAAACCUGUGUCAGUGCCGAGUUACUAUAGCAUUCUCCAGGCUUGCCGCAGCCAGGGCAUCGCCAUGCCUAGCUUCUGCUACCACGAGAGACUCUCGGUCGCUGGAAACUGUCGGAUGUGCCUCGUCACGGUGGAAGGGAUGUUUAAACCACAGAUAGCCUGCGCUGUCCAGGUUGGCAAGAACAUGAAGAUACGAACCAACAACGCUGUCACUCUCAAAGCCCAAGAAAGCGUACUAGAAUUCAUACUCGCUGACCAUCCUCUCGACUGCCCAAUUUGCGAUCAAGGGGGCGAAUGCGAUCUCCAAGAUUUAUCGAUGAAGUUCGGGAACGAUCGCACGAGGUUCACCGAAAUACAUUUCACUGGAAAAAGAGCCGUGGAAAGCAAAGAAUUAGGACCUCUAAUCAAUACCGAGAUGAACCGCUGCAUACACUGCACUCGGUGCAUUCGCUUCGCGUCUCAAGUUUGCGGGCUGGAUGUCCUAGGCUCAACUGGUCGCGGUCACCACAUGCUCGUAGGGACCUACGUUGACAAAAUGUUCCUUUCUGAACUUUCUGGUAACAUUAUCGAUCUGUGUCCCGUUGGAGCGUUGACAUCUAUACCUUAUAGGUUCAAAGCUAGACCGUGGGAAUUAAAAACGACAAAUUCCAUCGAUGUGACGGAUGCUACAGGAACAAAUAUUGUACUUAACAGCAGGUACAAUAGAGUAAUAAGAGUGUUGCCUCGCGAGCACGAAGAGAUCAAUCAGGAAUGGCUGUCAGACAAGGGUCGAUGGGCCAUAGACUCUACGGAGAUGCAACGAUUAGUAACUCCGAUGAUCAAAUGCGGCAAUUGUCUUAAACCAGUCGAAUGGGACGUAGCAUUGUGUGAGGUCGCUAAAAUCAUUUGUCGAUCUGACCCCAAAAAAAUGAUUGCCAUAGCUGGUCCUCACACCAAUGUGGAAACCUUGGUAGUUGCAAAAGAUUUUCUCAAUAUGCUCGACUGCGAUAAUACUUACAUCGAGCGUAAUAUGUGUUGCACCGGAUCGGAUAUAGAUAUAAGAGCUGCUUAUGGGUUGAAUAUUAAUAUGAAAGAUGUUGCAACCGCAGACAAAAUACUAUUAGUCGGUACCAAUCCCCGUUUUGAAGCUCCCAUAUUAAACGCAUGGAUACGUCAGGCUUACAGGACCAACGAAUGUGAUAUCUAUGUAGCCGGGCCACCAUGUGACUACAACUAUCAUGUCACAUACAUAGGACACGAUGCACAAGGAUUGGCUUCGGAUUGUUUGAAAGGUGCAAAGAGACCCCUGAUAUUUGUAGGCAUUUCCCAGCUCGGUACUCCUGCGAGCUACCAACUUAUGUUCGCAGUGUACCAGAACGCUAAAAAGUAUAUGAAUAUUAAGGAUUGGCAAGUCGUACAUGUAAUAACUAAAGAAGCCAGUUUUGCUGGUGCUUUAGAGGCCGGAUGGAAACCGAAUGCACUGCAGGCGCUGAGUACAGUCAAUCCGAACGUGGUUAUUUCUCUAGGAGCAGAUGAGGUUUUUUACAACUGGGGCCCACCGGGUGCGUGUAGUAUCAUUUACAUCGGUUUUCAAGGUGAUCGUGGCGCUCAGAGCGCGUCUGUGGUGUUGCCAGGCUGCGCGUAUACCGAAGCUGGGGGCACGUACAUGAAUAUGGAAUGCAGAGCGCAGUACGCGUAUCCGGCUGUGUCUCCUCCCGGGAAGGCUCGUGUUGAUUGGAAGAUUAUCAGGGCUAUUGUAGAAGUGUGUGGUUUCUGCAUGUCUUACAGCGAUAUAGCGGGUUUGAAUGUGAGAAUGGGUCAGGUGAGCCCUAACUUCAACUGCCUGGGUAACUUCCAGCCAAAGUUGUUCGUGGACUGUAUUAUGUCGACGUGUAAAAACAUGUCCACGCCAAAUACGAAUGCAAAAUUGGAUGUGUGCAUGAAGACUUUGUCAGAUUACUACUGUUCUGAUAUUUUCUCGAGUAAUUCUUGCACCAUGAUAGAAGCUAAGAAGGCAGCUACCAAGUUUCUGACGAUGCCCUACAACAAAAUCUGAUGUAGUUGGGAAUUGGCAAAGGAAACAAGAAUUUAAAUAAACAACUAGUCGUAAAAAAUACUUGUUGUAUUUUGAACCCGUUUUACUUUUAUUUGCAAUCGUUUAAGAGGUUUUAAUAUUGUUUUAAUGGGAACCUCUUACGAAUCAGAUAUUUUUAUUGUCACAUGGAAUGUAUUGUACCUAACCCAAUUUCAUUUGCAACACUUUUUACCUAACCGACCUCCAAAAUAAAAGGUUCACACACACACUUAUACAGUACAUUAAAUGUGAUGUCUGUAAUGUGAGACUAGAAAAUGUAAUGACAUUUUCUAGUCUCUUCCUUUGACUUCGUUCACUUGUAUGCGAACGAAAACUGUCGUACUAAAUUGCAGCCUUAGCACCACUUCUGGGAUAGAAAGUAGCCAAGUGUGUUUAUGUAUGUUGCUUAUUUCAUCACAAUUAUUAAUUUGUUCAUCGAAAUUCUUUCAGCCGUAUAAAUUUGCGUCAUGAUUGUCAUGAAGAAUCGAACAUCCAAAUGCCCCUUACCCCUUACAAACUUAGAUCGACAGAGUCUCAGCAAAUUUCCGGCUAUCCGGGGGUUCUCCUCUGAUCCCAUUUCACAACCGAUAUAUGUAUAUUAUAAUAUUUAUAUAGAUUUUAUUGUCGAUUUAGCUUUUGGACUUUAUUAUGGCGCAGGCACGAAGCUUCAGCUCACAUCACAGCUAUUAUAUUAUUUGUUUGUUAUCAUGUAGGUUUUCGAUCUUUAGCGAUAAGACCGCCUGUUGUCACCUCUGUCUUCAUGUAGGUACUAUGUAUGUCUCUCUGCUGCUACUCUGCUCUCUGUGUCUAUGUAUGCUAGACAACGUCCAUAAUGUGUUUAUUUGGGGUCGCCGUCAUCGAAAAACGAUGAGGAGGACUAUAUAUAUAUGAUUUGUUAGAUGAGUUUCCCAAACGCAGUUAUUCCUUGCAGCUAAUUUUCAUUUCGUAUUUUUCCCCGAAAGCGAUUAUCCUAGUCACUUUUUUCCUCUGCAGCUUAUUUUUACAGUCGCUUUGCUUCUCUUUCUGAUAUUUCCGUGUCCGAAUUUUAACCUGCAGUUAAUUUCUAAAUUCUUUUUUUUCCUUGUUGUGUUUUUUUCCGUAGCUAUAUUUCCUAAACGUUUUCUCCCACUGUUGCGUUUUCCUCUUGCCGUGCAAUUUAAUGUCCACGGCCUG
Messenger RNA from Cydia pomonella (codling moth), 3561 nucleotides. RefSeq names its product NADH-ubiquinone oxidoreductase 75 kDa subunit, mitochondrial-like. Gene Ontology annotation, cellular component: membrane. Gene Ontology annotation, molecular function: NADH dehydrogenase (ubiquinone) activity; iron-sulfur cluster binding. The record is from RefSeq and is a predicted model, not a curated record. Lineage: Eukaryota; Metazoa; Arthropoda; Insecta; Lepidoptera; Tortricidae. The transcript has a single exon. Gene Ontology annotation, biological process: ATP synthesis coupled electron transport. The coding region runs from base 241 to 2370 and encodes 709 amino acids.